CGGAAGCUGCUGGCGGCCGGUGGGCGACCUGUGCUCCGGGUGCAGCUUUGGCGGCCCUGCCCUGCCCGACGCCACCGACCCCGGCGGCCGUACCCACUCCCCGCCAGCACCCUCUGCCCGAGCUCCUGCGACGAGACCCGGUCCGCACGGCCCAGCCGCCCCGGGAGGUCGCACCGCAUUCGCCCUCGGAAGUCGAGUCACCAGCUCAGCUUCCUCCGCGGCCUUUGACCAUCAUGGCCAGUCCAAGAACCAGGAAAGUUCUUAAAGAUGUCAGAGUGCAAGAUGAGAACAAUGUUUGUUUUGAGUGUGGCGCAUUCAAUCCUCAGUGGGUUAGCGUGACCUAUGGCAUCUGGAUCUGCUUGGAGUGCUCAGGGAGACACCGUGGUCUUGGGGUGCACCUCAGCUUUGUGCGUUCUGUUACAAUGGACAAAUGGAAGGACAUUGAGCUCGAGAAGAUGAAGGCUGGCGGGAAUGCUAAGUUCCGAGAGUUCCUGCAGACACAGGAGGAUUAUGAUCCUGGCUGGUCCCUGCAGGACAAGUAUAACAGCAGAGCUGCAGCACUCUUUAGGGAUAAGGUGGCCACUCUGGCUGAAGGCAGAGCGUGGUCUCUGGAGUCAUCACCUGCUCAGAACUGGACCCCACCUCAGCCCAAGAUGCUGCCAUCCACUUCCUACCGAUCCUCUGGCCAGCCACAGACUGUGACUACCUCUGGGGACAAGGCUUUUGAAGACUGGUUAAACGAUGACCUUGACUCCUAUCAAGGGGCCCAAGAGAAUCGCUAUGUGGGCUUUGGGAACACUGUGCCACCGCAGAAGAGAGAAGAUGACUUCCUCAAUAGCGCCAUGUCAUCCCUGUACUCGGGCUGGAGCAGUUUUACCACUGGGGCCAGCAAGUUUGCCUCUGCAGCUAAGGAGGGUGCUACAAAAUUCGGAUCCCAAGCAAGUCAGAAGGCUUCAGAGCUGGGCCACAGCCUGAAUGAGAGCGUACUCAAGCCUGCUCAGGAAAAGGUGAAGGAGGGAAGGCUUUUUGAUGAUGUGUCCAAUGGGGUUUCUCAGUUGGCGUCCAAGGUCCAGGGAGUUGGCAGUAAAGGAUGGCGGGAUGUCACCACUUUCUUUUCUGGGAAGGCAGAUGAUCCCUCGGAUAGGCCUCUGGAGGGCCACAGCUACCAGAACAGUGGUGGAGACAACAUCCAGAACAGCACCAUAGACCAGAGCUUCUGGGAGACCUUCGGGAGCGCCGAGCCCCCCAAGGCAAAGUCCCCAAGCAAUGACAGCUGGACCUGCGCAGAUGCCUCGACAGGGAGGAGGAGCUCGGACAGCUGGGAUGUGUGGGGCUCAGGCUCUGCAUCCAACAACAAGAACAGCAACAGUGAUGGCUGGGAGAGCUGGGAGAUCGCCAGUGGGGAGAGCAGGGCCAAGGCUGCCAAGAAGGCAGCGCCAUCCACGGCUGUUGAUGAGGGCUGGGACAACCAGAACUGGUAGGCCCCCACCACGUCCCUGACCGCAGCCUGUUGGGACAACUGCUGUGUUUGCACUUUGCCCUCGUUGUUCCUUUUUUUCAUUUGACCCAAGAAAAAGCAACCUAAACGUGAAGACAGUGUCUCAGGCAGGACCAGGUUGGUGCCACCUGCCUGGCGUGAGGCAGCACCCUCCAAGACCACAUGGGGUAUGCCAUCCAUGCACCUCUUGGGUUCUCUGAGCAGCCCUCCUGGAUUCAUAGGUUUUUCAGGACUGCGCUGUCGGGGCACGCUGCUCCUGCUGGGAUGUGGGCCUCACACAGGCUGGGACUGCACCCACAUGCAGCACUGUCAGCCAUGGCAGACAACUGCUUCUGUUGAAAUGUUUGUUUUUAACUUUAAACGGUUUGCUGUAGUUGUUUUUUCUUUUUGAAGAAAAUGCCUGAAGUCUUAAAGAUGGAAAUGCCAAAAGCAAUACUGGAGCUUGCACUGCCAUCUGAAGCCCCCACUUCCCAAGUCCACAUCUCCCUGUGGCCUGUGCUGUGAAACUCACUGCUCUGACCCGCCUUGGCUUUCCUGCAUCAGCCCUGGUGUCACGGGACAAACCCUUCACAGAUGGCUACACACAGCAUCGUGACUCUGGCUCUGCCUGGAUACCACACGAACUCAGCCAGCCUGGAGUUCCCUGGUCAGCUCAGAAAUGCAGAAACAAGAGCCAAGUAGGGCUGGAGAGUGGUUUGUCAUGUCUGCCUGCCCUUGUCCAGGGGGGACCUGGUAGAAGGGGGUAUGAGGGCAGGUAGAGCCCAUGGCCACUGCCAGGGUCUGCCCAGGCAAGAGAGGGCCUGUGGGCAUUGUGCUGGGUGUUGUGUCUGCAAAGACCAGGCCUUCUACUAGCCUGGGCACUGCAGGGACAGAUGCAGCUGAGUGCACCUGCUCAUGCCUGCUUGGCAUGCAGCUGUACCUGUGGCUUGUGUCUCUUCAGUUCUGGCCCAGUCUCUCCCUGUGGCAGUUGGGUCUCACUGAUCAUCCUGGAGCCCAUCCAGGCUUUGAGCCUGUUGGACCACGUGAAGAAUUUGGCUCAGGCUCUGUGGACUUUGAUGCCCUGCAGACAAGGGUCACCAUGUGAUGCCAGCGGUUGGAUCUGGUGACAGUGCUGCUGCGGGCAUGGCUGGAGAGCACAGCUGGGCCUCUCUCUGUCUUCUUGCACCCACUCCUGUCUGAUCCUCAGUUUGACCAGCAGUGCAUGACCUGAAGCUCCUGUGUUGUUUGUUUGUGAUGUGGUCUCCUACCUGCUGCAGCCGUGCUUGUCACCACACUAGUUGGGAACUGUGUGGGCCCCGAGGGUCCCGUGCUCAGCCCACCUUGGGGAUUCACAGUCUGCUGCAGAGUGGUGGGCCUUGGGCUUGAGGGCAGGGGGACUUCUGGGUGCUGUGUCUUCAGGUGGCAUGUAGCCUGUCAGUGGCCAGGUCCAGUAUGUUGCUGAGCCAGGAAGGGAAGGGGGAUUCCCAGAAUCCCAUCACUGAAGGCACACCUGCUGCAGGUGGGUGAAGCCAGAGGUCAGAGGUGCAGGAUGAGAAGCCCACAGGGCAGAGAGGAGCCCAUAGGAGGUCAGAGUAAACAGCUAGGGAGCCAAGCAUGAGGGAAAGGCCUUCACUAGGUGCAUAGAUCUUCUCCUAAGCUGAGGUAACCCAAUUCAGUGGUCAUGGGUUAACUGGUUGCUUGGACCACAUGAGGAGGGGUAGCCUAAAGUGGGUGUAAUCUGCCCUGGAUAGGGAUGUGCGGUGCCCAGCGUUUUUCUGUUCACACACCGGCACCCUCACUCAGUGUGGAAAUGGCUUCAUUCCAGUCCAAGAGGCCACCUGCCCCAGGGCAUAUUGGGAUGGGGGAAUGGCCCCAGCUAUCCUAGAGUCCCCUCUGAUGCUACAUGCAGUAGAGGGACUGCAUAUUUUGAGGUUUGCUUCAACAGGAAGGUCUUGGUACUCUCCAGCCACUUCCAAGAGUCCUCACGGCACUGGAUGGACAGAGGGAACCCAGGAUGGCUGCCGGGCCUCUCUUGACUGUGUUGUGUGCAGUCUGAGCAUCACUGAAUCCCGAUCCCUUGUCUUGUAUGUGGGGCACUGACCAAAUGGCAAUCCCAGUAAUGCACACACGAACACAGGACAUCUGGUGGGCCCUAACCUUCAGGUGCAGUUGAUGAGAAUCUGGUAUAGCCAGCAGGUGUUCCUUGUCCCCAAGGGGAGGAGGUGAGGGCAGCAGCCUUGCUUCUUCCACUGUAGUAGUUGGGUGUCACAGGGACCCUAGGAGAGGCCCACUGCCUUUCCCUCCAGGCCCAGCUGCACUCUAAGCCAGAUCUACCCUGAGAGCAAGCAACCCAGCAAGGGACUGGGCAGCCCUGACUACUGCUCUAGGGGGCCAGACAGUCUGGGAAGUAGAGUGGGAAGUGGGAGGAAAGAGGUAGUGUCCAGUGGCCCUCAGCCUGAGUGGGCAGCAGUUGUUGGACCACAUCAGGGCCCAGGUAGGGGGGCUUCUCUCUAGAGACCUGCUAGGCCCCACCUGGACAACAGUACCAUGGGUAUCUUCCCUCCCAGUCUAUGUCCUUGUCAUCAGGAGCUGGGAGAGGCCCCAUGCAGGUACACUAGAUCAACUGACUGGGUGGUCUGAAGGUCCUGCUCUGGAGCAGUGCUUUAGGAUCAGACAGCCAGAUAGGCUAAUAUAGACGUGGUGGUCCUGGGGGGGUGGUCCCCAAGUCCAUUUUUGAUUGAAAUUUGGUCUCAGCCUCUGGCCAGUGGGGUGGGAGGGUAGAGAUGCCCCACCUCCUCAAACUAGCUCCAGCUGACCACCUGCUCAAGUCAAUGUCUGCUAUUUGUUUGCCCCUGAUCGCUGCCCAAGGCACUGACUUAACCGGUGAACAUUUCAAGGCCAGCCCUCCCCUUUCUGGAACUUAAAACUAGCAUUUUGAGCAUCCACCUGGUUGCUCCCUCACCCCAUCAUAGCCCUUCAACCUGUGUUGUUACUCCCAGUUGGGUAGCCCCUGCCCACAAGCUGCAGCCAGCAGGAAGAUAGGCAAGCCCCAGGGUGAUCCCUGAGCAAGAGUUAGCUAGAGGGAGGACUGACCCUGCUCUGUUCUGACCUAGUUGACCCAGGAAUGUGGCUUUGCCCUAGAGUACUGAGGCUGCAGACAGGGUUGGGCUCCAUGAGAGGCUUUUUUCUGCAGGCCUAGGGGUCACCCCCAGUGGCUGGGGCUGGAGGAAGCAGGCUUUGCAGGUACCUCCAAGCAGACUGGGGUGAAAAGGCACAGGGUGGCCAGUGUGGGUCACUGUGCUGUGAGCUGGGACUGCUGAGCGCAUCCGCAGCAGCUCCCUAGGUGUGAGUUACUACACACAACUAUUUCUGGGAUUACGUGAGCUGGGCUGCAGAAGAGUACCCGGGAAUGCCAGACCGGGUGCUCCGGUGGCCACAGCAAGAGCUACAGGGACUGCUGGGCUCCGUUCUGCAGAUUCCAGCAUCCAGCUGAGGCAUGGGGCCUGUCUGGCUCCCCGGAAGCAGAGGGUGGGACAGGGGUCCAGGAGCCCUCAGGAGGGCUUCAGGGAAGUGGGUUGUGCCUCUCCUGCAUGGACUGUCAAUUGGCCAGGGAACUGGGGUAUGUGUAACCUUCCAGGCAUCUCCUGAAAAGUGUGGCCUUGCAAGGGGCAGUUGUGAGCAGUUGGCAGCCAUGACCUAGUCGUGUGUGUGUGUGUGUGUGUGUGUGUGUGUGCGCGCCUAGUCCUGUGUGUGUGUG
Castor canadensis (American beaver) is the source of this 5234-nucleotide messenger RNA. The record is from RefSeq and is a predicted model, not a curated record. NCBI's taxonomy places the organism in Eukaryota, Metazoa, Chordata, Mammalia, Rodentia, Castoridae.